UCAGACAGCACUUCCAGGAAGGCAGCCACGUGUAGAAGCUGGGGAGCACUCCCCACCCUAGGCCCCAGCAGCCCCAUGCCUGGUCUGUGAUUUACUGCAGAACCCCUAACUCCUGGACCUAGUAAGGUGCUCAAUACAUAUGACUUGGAUGAAUGGAUGGAAGAAUAAAUGAAGUCCUUCAAUGGAGGAAGGUGGGCACAUUUCUUGCUUGUUCUAGGAAGAAGUUCAGAUGUCCGUGGUUGUUCUCCAAAAGAAGUCACCAUGGCUCUUCUUCACCACCAGUCCCGCAGGAGUGGGCAGCAUGGGGUUGCUGGGGCCCGGGGGGCUCCCCGGCUUCUACGCGCAACCCACCUUCCUGGAAGUGCUGUCGGAUCCGCAGAGCGUCCACUUGCAGCCGCUGGGCAGAGCGUCGGGGCCGCUGGACACCAGCCAGACAGCUAGCUCCGAUUCUGAAGAUGUUUCCUCCAGCGAUCGAAAAAUGUCCAAAUCGGCUUUAAACCAGACCAAGAAACGAAAGAAGCGGCGACACAGGACAAUCUUUACCUCCUACCAGCUAGAAGAGCUGGAGAAGGCAUUCAACGAGGCCCACUACCCAGAUGUCUAUGCCCGGGAGAUGCUGGCCAUGAAAACAGAGCUGCCAGAAGACAGGAUACAGGUCUGGUUCCAGAACCGCAGAGCCAAGUGGAGGAAGCGAGAGAAGUGCUGGGGCCGGAGCAGCGUCAUGGCGGAGUAUGGGCUGUAUGGGGCCAUGGUGCGGCACUCCAUCCCCCUGCCUGAGUCCAUCCUCAAGUCUGCCAAGGAUGGCAUCAUGGACUCCUGUGCCCCAUGGCUGCUGGUUCAAGAUGGCUUUCCCAGGCGCUUUUCUAAACCCGAAUACCAACAAUUCUUUUUAGGGAUGCACAAAAAAUCGCUGGAGGCAGCAGCGGAGUCGGGGAGGAAGCCCGAGGCGGAACAGCAGGCCCUGCCCAAACUGGACAAGAUGGAGCAGGAGGAGCGGGGCCCCGACCCUCCGGCGGCCAUGUCCCAGGAGGAACUGAGGGAGAACAGCAUUGCAGCGCUCCGAGCCAGAGCUCAGGAGCACAGCACCAAAGUGCUGGGGACUGUGUCUGGACCCAACAGCCUGGCCCGGAAUGUCCAGGAGCCAGAGGAGGAGGAGGCCAUGGACGAAGACAGGCCAGCGGAGAAGCUGAGUCCGCCGCAGCUUGAGGACAUGGCUUAGGUCAAGGGCGCGCUGCCCGUGGAGCCCCAGGACUCUGCGCUUCUCCAGGCCUGUGGUGCUGGGAGGUGUUCUCUGAGGCAGGGCCCAGCCUGGCCUUUGCUACCCUCCCGCUGCCCCACAGGCCCUCCAUGACCCCCCGGGUGACUUCAGGCACAACUCACUUCUGGCCAAGGCUUUGGGCCAUGCUGAGAUAUCCCCUAGCUAGCUAGUCUUGACCUCUUUAGCAGCCUCGUCAUCUCAACAGCCCUGCCUCAGAAACCUUCUUGCUACCCCAAACCACCCCUUCCAGCCAUGCUCACUCAAUCCCUUGGCAACUCUCACUGUCCAAAUCCACUCCUCACUCUGUUCUCUUGCUCUAAGAGCCCUCCCUCCCAGCUCUAACCCCAGGGGGAGUUCUGUUCCCCCCAGGCUCACAGCCCUGUCAGGGAUUGAGGACCCACACUCCAGAGCCGAUGACCUGAGCGCUCCAGUCCUUGGCCAAAUUCUGCUCCCCUCUGCCUGUUCCUUCCCUUGGGUCUGGGCAUAGGCUUCUGCCAUGUGAAUGUACUGCCCUGUAGGCCUAGGUACAACCUCUGCUCUACCCCAUCAAUGGGGCCCAGAGUACUGGUUAAAUUUGGGAAGUCUCAGCCUGGGCCACUUGGCCACCCUCCGUCUCACGUUCUCCAUGGUCACCCUCAGGAACCCUAACCCUUUCCACACUCAGCCGGGCCCAUCAUUCCUCCCAGCACAGGUGCCAGUACUGCAUGUGACGAUGUACAAUACCUGUAGUGACUCCAGGGUCUGUGCUCUGCAGCCAGGGGGCACCUCUCACAAAUGCUGUGUCUCUCUGCACUAUUGGGAAUCCAAGCCCUCUGCUCCGUGCCCUUGGGGCUGUGUUCUGAAGCAUCCUGACUCCCCUGAAACGCUGCCUGGAACCCUGACUUGCUAUGCAAGGCACUCUUCACCUAGAGCUUCUAGCAAAUUAUUGCUUUGCAUGUGCCCUGCCUUGGAGCAACCCAAUCCAAGCUGUUAAAUGAACACCUAGGAAGCCACAGACCUUGACUCAACUUCACCCAGGCUGUCCUUGGGAGGCCAAGCCUGGAGUCGGCCUGGGGCUAUAUGUAGUCAUCAUAUGGUCACAAGAAGGGAAUGAGAAAAGGCUCAAAGGAGAGUAAGUGUUAGACCCAAACUAAGCAACAGGCACUCACACCUUCAAGCUGGGUGUAUGCUGUGUACAUGUUCACUAUGAAUAAGACAGAGACAGUGACCGUGUUGGAAUAGGGGGCUGGGGGCUUCUUCCUGGCUGCUGAUGAGAGGACCUGUCCAUACUGAUGGCCUCUCCAGAGCUGCCCCUCCACCCCCAGGCCAGGGACAUAUCCCCCUCACUCCCAUGACAUUCUUUACCAUCCCACCUCCUUUGCAGGGAAUAUCUCAAGAGAGAAAGGCCUGAGACAAUGAGUUGGGAUUUUAAUUCCACAUCAAAAGUUGAUUUCUUCUUUAUUCCAUUCAUGGAACUUUCCCCCAGUUCUUCUUGUCUUUGUCCCCUGUUGGUUUGAAGUGUUAGACUGUAGCCCCUCGUGUGUAAAUAAUGUACAUAGAGUGAGAAGAAAGAAUCUUGAUAUUGAGGUGUUUGAAAUAUGGAACUGUAAUAACUUCUAGGUAUUCUAAACCUGUGACUUCUGUGCCAUUUUCUGUAAAGAUAUAAGUAAGAAUAAAAUUGAUGUAAAAACA
This is a messenger RNA of Hipposideros armiger (great roundleaf bat), 2929 nucleotides long. It is a transcript of the gene VSX2, whose product is annotated as visual system homeobox 2. Gene Ontology annotation, biological process: regulation of transcription by RNA polymerase II. The transcript is spliced from 6 exons. The record is from RefSeq and is a predicted model, not a curated record. Lineage: Eukaryota; Metazoa; Chordata; Mammalia; Chiroptera; Hipposideridae. Gene Ontology annotation, cellular component: nucleus. Gene Ontology annotation, molecular function: DNA-binding transcription factor activity, RNA polymerase II-specific; sequence-specific double-stranded DNA binding. The coding region runs from base 230 to 1219 and encodes 329 amino acids.